CUUCACUGCAACCAGAAAACUGCACGCCGCUGCCCUCUCAUCUCUCACUCUCUGCCUUUGGAUCGCCCCGACUCGACUCGACCCGACCCGCCACUCCAGACGACAGUCACCACAAAAAACUCGCAAUCUAUUCUCUGUUUUGGUACCUGAAUGCAUUGACAAACUUGGUGAAGCAAGAAUCAAGAUUUGGGUUCUCAUAUGUGAUAAAAUGGAAGUUCAACUCCAUCAACAUAAUAGCACUUUUAAUUUACUUAUAUUGGAGCCAUCAGCCAAGCUAGCGUGUUUAAGUUCCUCAGACAAGCGAGUCUUUCAUGAGCCGAUCUUGAUCCUACAGGCAGUGUUUUGAGCCGAACUCACAAGCGGAGCUCAAGUAUUAUCAGGCUCGGGCUCGGUCACAUCUCUAAUCUCAGCUCUUUUACGUGAGAAUCCAGUUAGGUUUAAAUCAGAAAUGAGACACCUGAGAUUAACGUUUCGAGGCGAUCUGAAAAGCUUUCAAACUAGCUCUCUCGUUUAAUCCACACCUUCAUGAAUAUCCUCUUACGGCGCCACCACAGUUCUCUCGCGCCUUUUAACCUCCAACCCACCAUCGAACACGACAUCAUUUCCCUCUGCAAGAACAACCUACUUUUUGACGCCAUACGUCUCCUAAACUCCAUUCAGUCCCAUAAACACGUCACCAAAAAACCCAUCCUAUACGCUAUUCUCUUACAGACAUGUACAAAGUCCAAUUCUUUCAAUCAUGGUCUCCAGCUACACUCCCAUGUUAUCAAAACUGGACUCGAAACCGACCGCUUUGUCGGCAACAGUCUCCUUGCCCUUUACUUCAAGCUAUGCUCUGAUUUCACCGAAACCAAACGGGUUUUCGAUGGACUUUAUUAUAAAGACGUUGUCUCCUGGACUUCUAUGAUUUCGGGUUUUAUUCGCGUUGGAAAACCUUUGUUUUCGCUUGAUUUGUUUAAAGAAAUGAUGGGUAUUGGCGUCGAACCAAAUGGGUUUACAUUGUCUUCGGUGAUUAAGGCGUGCGCGGAGAUUGGAGACGUAAAUCUCGGUCGGGGAUUUCACGGGAUUGUCGUUAAACGCGGUUUUGAUACCAACCAUGUGAUUGCGAGCUCCUUGAUCGAUAUGUAUGGGAGAAAUUACGUUUCCUACGACGCACAUAAGCUGUUCGAUGAAUUGCUUGAACCAGAUCCCAUUUGUUGGACUUCGGUUAUUUCCGCCUUUACUAAAAACGAUCUGUUCGAAGAAGCGUUGGUGAUAUUUGUCUCAAUGCUGCGUAAGCAUCAAAUGUCUCCGGAUGGCUUCACGUUCGGAACCGUAUUGAACGCUUGCGGGAACUUAGGACGGUUAAACCAAGGUAAAGAAGUUCAUUCUAAGGUCAUUACUUCCGGAAUUCACGAUAACGUAGUUGUUGACAGCAGCUUAGUUGACAUGUACGGUAAAUGCGGUUCCAUGUAUGAAUCUCAAACGGUUUUCGAUAGAAUGGCAUCACCCAACUCUGUUAGUCGGUGUGCAUUGCUUGCCGGAUACUGCCAAAAGGGCGAUUUCAAUACCGUUGUUGAGCUAUUCAGAGCGAUGAAUGAGGUCGAUCUUUAUAGUUUCGGAACCAUAAUUCGAGCCUGUGCGGGUUUGACAGCUUCCAGACACGGAAAAGAGAUUCAUUGCCAGUAUCUAAGGAAGCACAGGUGUCAAUGUAUCGUUAUAGAGUCGGCUUUAGUCGAUCUGUAUUCAAAGUGUGGUUGUGUAGACUUUGCUUAUCGAGUUUUCAAACGUAUGCAAACUCGAAAUCUGAUAACUUGGAACUCAAUCGUUAGCGGGUUUGCUCAGAACGGUCAAGGUGCAGAUGCUAUUCACAUGUUCAACGAUAUGAUAAACGAGGGGGUCAAACCCGACAGCAUCAGUUUCAUCGGUGUGCUUUUCGCUUGUAGCCAUGCCGGUUUGGUUGAUGAAGGGCGCGAAUACUUCACGUCAAUGAAAAAUAAGUAUGGAAUUGAAGCUAAAAUUGAGCAUUAUAGUUGUAUGGUUGAUCUUUUAGGGCGUGCUGGACGGUUAGAAGAAGCUGAGUGUUUGAUAAUGGAGUCGAGUUUUAAGGAUGAUAGAUCUCUUUGGGCGACGCUUCUUGGUGCGUGCGCUACUGGUACUAAUUUUGUUGCGGCGGAAAGGGUUGGGAAAAAGAUGAUGGAUUUGGACCCGAGUUAUCAUUUGAGUUAUGUUCUUUUAGCUAAUGUUUAUAGAGCGAUCGGACGGUGGAAUGAAUCGGUGAAGAUUAUUAGGCUUAUGAAAGAUAGAGGAAUUCAUAAAGCACUUGGCAAAAGUUGGAUUGAUAUAGAUGUACUACAAAACGUUUAAUUUUUUUGUCUAUGGUUUAGGGUUUAGGGGUUUUGUUCAGGUGUUGCGCCAUUAUGAGUCAUUACCCGGGUAGAUUUGUUCGACUAGUUGAAUAUCUUGUUUGCUAAUAACUACCCUGAAGAAAAUCAUGUGGAUCAACUUGUAUCUCAAGAAGCAAAAAGUCCAAACUUGUAUACGUUAUGACUUUGGUAAUGGCAUGAAAAGAUGGUGAUCAAAAGUUGGUUUUAUA
Molecule: messenger RNA, 2575 nt
Organism: Helianthus annuus (common sunflower)
Lineage: Eukaryota; Viridiplantae; Streptophyta; Magnoliopsida; Asterales; Asteraceae
Product: pentatricopeptide repeat-containing protein At1g03540
Exons: 3
Coding region: 526-2346 (606 amino acids)
Biological process (GO): RNA modification
Cellular component (GO): intracellular membrane-bounded organelle
Molecular function (GO): protein binding; RNA binding
Source: RefSeq, a predicted model, not a curated record